AUGGGUCGAAUAUACCAAUCUGCCGAGCUUGUUCUUGUCUGGCUCGGUGACUGCUCGUCAAAGUUAGCUCGAGGUCUUCCCAGCUUAGAAACACUCGCGAAGAAGACGCAAAAUGAACUACCGCCGCUGCCCAAGUUCAAGGGGCCUGGUGGGGAGUUGCAAGCGGCGGCCACGACUGCGGUAGAUCUUUCCUGUCGGCAAUGGUUCAAGCGGAUCUGGGUACUCCAAGAAUACCUUUUAGCAAGAAAAGUCAACUUCCUCUAUGGUAACAAUGAAGUUAGCUUGGGUGCCUUACUGACCGCUUGUAUAUGGGUAUCUCAUGACCCUGGUGCCGCAAUGACACCCGAGCUGCCAAUGAAGGCUGAAUUGAGAGAAGCCCUUGCCCACACUAAUGACAUCCCCAACUUCUUGUUAGCUCGCCAAGCCAUUGGUCAGGGCCGCAGGUUGACCCUCCGCGAAUGGCUUCGGGCAUGUCGAAGGCGCUAUGCUAAAGAUCCCAGAGAUUUUGUGUUUGGCGGCCUAUCUCUGAUUUGCCCUGAGUCAUUGAAGAUAGACUAUCAGCGCCUUCAGCUGGGAGAUUAUCCAUGCGUUGAAACUCAGGCGCCGAUACUCCCUCCUAGGGCGGGUAUACACUCUCAGAAAGACAAUCGAUUCACUGCGGAACAUCCCACUGCCACAUUUAAAGGCCCAACAUCAUCAUCACUUAUACCUGGGGGUCUAUGGGAUUUUCUCAGGGCUGACUAUGCGGCCAGCGAAGUCGAGGUACUUAUCAAUGUUGCAGCGUGCCUGCUUUCCCAGAAAGAGCAGCACACCCUCGAUCUGCUUUCUAUUGCGGCUCGUAGGCCGUGGGAUGACUUUGACGCUGACGUACGCAAUUGGUUCUGGCCUCGCGCUCAUCCUAUUCUCCCAUCUUGGGUCCCAGCUUUGGGUUCCAGGGGUCAGAAGCAUCGGAUCAUGCUGGUACAACCUUUGCAGCUGGUAUAUUAG
This is a messenger RNA of Aspergillus oryzae RIB40, 987 nucleotides long. RefSeq lists its product as uncharacterized. Bases 1 to 987 code for a protein of 328 amino acids. The transcript is spliced from 2 exons. Lineage: Eukaryota; Fungi; Ascomycota; Eurotiomycetes; Eurotiales; Aspergillaceae. The record is from RefSeq and is a predicted model, not a curated record.